UCUUCCUCUUCCUUAUCUUUGAUUCCUGAGGGUGGCUUUGACCCAGCUGCCCCAGGACCACAGAAAAUGGGGACCCCAGUGAUCAUGGGAUAUUGUAACUCUCUGCAGGCAGGAGAGCCAUUGCAACAAUUGCAGACCUAUGUGGCGUGGGUGAAUGCCCAGCUGAAGAAGAAGCCAGAGGUGAAACCUGUCCAAGAUCUUCGGCAGGAUCUUCGGGAUGGCGUCAUCUUGGCAUACCUGAUAGAGAUUGUAGCUGGAGAGAAGUUGAAUGGGAUGAAGCUGAGUCCCAACAACCAGCAGGAGAUGAAGAACAAUGUGGAAAAAGUACUACAGUUUGUGGCCUCCAAAAAGAUUCGAAUGCACCAGACCUCUGCUAAAGACAUUGUGGAAGGAAACCUGAAGUCCAUCAUGAGGCUGGUCCUUGCCUUGGCAGCACAUUUCAAACCCGGCUCUAAUAGGAUGGUGAGCCACAGAAGGGACUCCAGAGCCCCAGUGCAGAGUCACCAACCACACUCUGCCACUGCUGUGGCACAGGGGGCAGCUGCUGCUUUGGCAGAUGUAUGUCACGACAUGUCACGAUCGGGGCGAGAUGUCUUCCGAUACAGACAGAGAAAUAGCAGCAUGGAUGAGGAAAUCGAAAAUCCAUACUGGAGUGUUCGGGCACUAGUGCAGCAAUAUGAGGGGCAUCAAGGACCCUCAUCCAAGGCCAGCUCCUCCAGUCUGACAUCACCAAGUCCGAUCCACAGUGCAAAGAGUGAGUCAAUUAUAUCCCAGUCGGAGGAGAGGGGAGAUUUUGUGAUUAUCCCUUCUGAAGGACAGGAGAACAGAACAGAAGAGACAGAUUCUCCAUUUUCCCGUGACUGGUUAGCCGGGAGCCCAGGAACCUAUCUAGAGACUUCAUGGGAAGACCAGCUGCUGGAGCAACAGGAACACUUAGAAAAAGAAAUGGAGGAGGCGAAGAAAAUGAUAUCUGGACUACAGGCCUUGCUGCUUAAUGGGUCCCUGCCUGAAGAUGAACAAGAGAGGCCCUUGGCUCUCUUCGAACCAGGAGCCAACCCUGAAGAGCAACUGAUCAUAAUCCAAAGUCGUCUGGAUCAGAGCGUGGAAGAAAAUCAGGACCUGAAGAAAGAGCUGCUGAAAUGCAAGCAAGAAGUCAGGAAUUUGCAGGGAAUAAAGGAUGCUUUGCAGCAGAGAUUGACUCAACAGGACACGUCUGUUCUUCAGCUUAAACAAGAACUUUUGAGAGCAAACAUGGACAAGGAUGAGCUACACAACCAGAAUGUAGAUCUUCAGAGGAAACUGGAUGAAAGAAGCCGCCUCUUAGGAGAAUACAAAAAAGAGUUGGGGCAGAAGGAUCGACUCAUACAACAGCACCAGGGCAAACUGGAGGAAGCACUCAGGAAACUUUCUGAGGCCAACUACCAACAGUUUGAUCUGGAACGUGAACUGGAACAUAAGGAUGUCCUCUUGGCACACUGUAUGAAGAGAGAUGCUGAUGAGCAGGUAACCAACUACAAUAGUCACAACGCUCAAAGCAAUGGGUUUUUCCUCCCAAUGCCUGGGAAAGGAGCUGCCUCAACUGCCCACAGAGGGGCCAAUGAUCUGCAGCUUGUCCGAGAUGCUCUUCGGAGCCUGCGUAACAGCUUCAGUGGUCAUGACCCCCAGCACCACACCAUUGACAGUCUGGAGCAAGGCAUCUCCAGUCUCAUGGAGCGCCUGCACGCCAUGGAGAUGCAGAAGAAACAGGACAAGCGGGUUCGGGGCAAAUCACCUAGAGGGAGUGAAUACCGGGAGUCCUGGCCCCCUAAUUCAAAGUUGCCUCAUUCACAGAGUUCUCCAACCAUCAACAACAAUGCUUGCACUAAAGUGCUUUAUUUUACUGACCGUUCACUUACUCCGUUCAUGGUCAACAUACCAAAGAGGUUGGGAGAGGUGACUCUGAAGGAUUUUAAAGCAGCUAUUGACCGGGAAGGGAAUCACCGAUACCACUUCAAAGCCCUGGAUCCCGAAUUUGGCACUGUCAAAGAAGAGGUCUUUCAUGAUGAUGACGUUAUUCCUGGAUGGGAAGGGAAAAUUGUGGCCUGGGUUGAAGAAGAUCAUGGAGAGAACUGACAUUGACUCCCAGACUUGGGGCUUAUGGAACCUGGUCACUCUCUGGCUACUUCACUCAGGAAUGAGGACUUAACCCAGAAAAUACUGAGAGGUUUCUAGUCAUGCUGCCAAAAGAGAAGCCUUUCCAAGUGAGAUGACCAGAGGCCAGUCCUGUGUGUAUGGUCCGGCCUGCCUGGUUCUCAACAUUCCAUGUCUAGAUGUGAACCAUGGGUUAAUUUGGAGUGGUGACUCCCAGAUGUUGGGAAUACAUUGUUUUGUUUUAUCCUGAUGACAACAACAAACCGAAGGCCUUAACUAAUGUGGAUGGAUGAUCCCUUCCAGUGAGGGGCAUGGCUGCUACUGUUCUAAAUCUGGGAAUCAGAUGCUUCACUCCUGCAUGUUACAGUAUUAUUUUAAUUGGCCUCAAUGGUUAUAGCAAUUAUAGUCCCAGAAUUUGCACUCAAGGGCAAGGCAAUCUACUAAUUUUUCAGCUCCCCUGCAACUUUUGUGAACCAAGAGUACACCUGAGGUGGUACCAAAGAAGAAGGUUCCUCCUUCAAAAAUUCUUUUGGACUGACUGUGGAUGAUGUUUAGUUCUUCAUCAGACAGUGAGAGAGCUGCCCCUCCUCUGCUGUAUGGUGUCUCAAAUCAGCAUCAGGAACUUGGACCAACUUACCAGAAUUGGUUCUACAGCUUGCCCUUCAAACUGCUUCCUGGGCUAUUUUGUUUUAUGUGUUGCUAGUUUCCUUGGGGGACUGUUUAAUUUAGAAACUGUUUACUUCUUCCAGCUGAUGAACUUUGUAUUCGAAAGGAAUAAGGGGUAAAAGUCUCCUUAAACAUUCAGGCGGGUAUGGAAAGGUGCUGCUACCUAUAUCUUCUUGACUUUCUUUUUCCUAUGAUUUUCCUUGACUUUACUCAGCCAUCAGUCUCUUUUCCAGCAUUCAGGGGACAGUCUUGCUGGCCCAGUAUUUCUCUGUGGAGCUGGUAGAGUUGGUAUGCCCCAAGGUAUUUUCUUAGCAAGGCCAGACCUUAUUUUAAUGAUGUAUUAUUUAUCAUUGGCUGACACUUAGGGUGUGGUGAAAACCAUGUGACUUGUUCUGAAUGGCUGGGAGAACCACUCAGAUCCUUUCUACUGUGUUGGACUUGAGUAGACAGG
Molecule: messenger RNA, 3247 nt
Organism: Vombatus ursinus (common wombat)
Lineage: Eukaryota; Metazoa; Chordata; Mammalia; Diprotodontia; Vombatidae
Gene: DIXDC1
Product: DIX domain containing 1
Exons: 20
Coding region: 67-2112 (681 amino acids)
Biological process (GO): canonical Wnt signaling pathway
Cellular component (GO): cytosol
Molecular function (GO): protein binding
Source: RefSeq, a predicted model, not a curated record